AUGAAGGCUUCUGGAACGUGCGCGGGUAUGGCUUUGUUGACCAUGAGACUGGCUGUUUCGGCAGCCGCCACCACAGAGACGUGUCAGAAGCUGGUGGUCGACGUGGAGAGCAUGUCCUCGGGCACCCAUACCGGAAGUUUCUACGAGGUCGGCACGACGUCAGACGGUAGGCCGGUGCUUAAGACCAACGGGGACUACUCCCUUCAGUUCAUCGCGGCAGGCUCCAUGGACGACGAAGACUACCUCACUUACACGGAGCCCGACGCCGAUUCGUUGAACGAGCCCAUGGACGAAGACCUCGAGAUUGAGCUCUUGUCCAUUGCUGACAACGAGUCGUUUCGCCGAUCUCUCACAACAACAUGCGGCUACUGGGUCAUCGGCAAAAUUGGGGACAACGACGUCGCCAUGUACCCGAUGCUCAAAGUGGCGGAUUGUGCGAUAGACCCGACCGCUAUCGACACAGACUCGGCCUGGUUCCUCCAGGCGACUCAUGAGAGCGAGGAGGACUAUUCCAUUGGAGAGGUGACGAUGACACUUGAGGACUACGACUGCGACUCCUUGGAGGCGGCUGCGGUUAUCGACGGUGAUGGUAACGAGGAUGAGGACAGCUCUGUCGAAGAAGAAGAAGAAGCAGAUGAAGAAGUGGAAGAUGCCUCGGUCAGCAGUGGAAACCAGCUCGCCGUGGGCGGCGGGAUGGGUCUGCUCAACGUUGUCCUGAGUGUUGGCAUGGCGAUGCUUGGCCUCGUAUCUUCGUUGCCCUGAAGAACAGGAAGAGAGGGUUUCCUUGCCGGGCAACCUGGGGUUUUUAAAAAGUAUGAACCCUGCUUUGUCUGUAUGUAUUUGGUCUACUUUGUAGAAGUCUGUCUGCUGUGAUUUAUAUUGUACGGGUUUUCGACACCGUUGGUGGAUAUUAUUGCCACCAUCGUCAUUGAUUUGUCGAUUUUCAUUCCGUACAGUAAAUGUGAUGUGUUGCCUUCUUCGUGUUGUUUGAUACGUUGCUCGAUGUGCACUGCAUGCUACUACUGGGCGAGUGCAGAAUGCAGUGGAAUGUUCGGUGAUGCUUAGACUAGAAUCAGAUGUGUCCGAAUUUGUCCUCUUGGCAAAAAGGUCCUGCAGAGUUCGUGCUUGCAUUUGAGUGAACAGUUUCUCCAACUCGGAACAACAUGAGUCCCGUUCUAUAUUCCUGAUGUCAGCGAUGACGUACUGUAGAUCGAGGAACUGAUAUGACGAUUUUCGUUGGAAGGAAUACGAGAAGAAGCAAGCCCACGAGACAGGAAGAUUUGAAACAACUAACUGCGGCUUCAGUGUGUUUCAAGAACACAGCAGCAACUGAUAUACAGUUGUACGAGAUGGGUUUUUGAUGAAUCGAUUGUGAAGUGAGGUUUCAUUGUGAAGACAUUUCGUUGUCGUAGCACCUCAAUGAUCAAGACACGUACGUUUUGUUCCUCGAAAGUCUCAUUUCAUCCAAUCGGAUG
This is a messenger RNA of Ectocarpus siliculosus, 1475 nucleotides long. Lineage: Eukaryota; Phaeophyceae; Ectocarpales; Ectocarpaceae. The record is from the annotation of a GenBank genome assembly.